Messenger RNA from Eucalyptus grandis, 1348 nucleotides. Its product is annotated as zinc transporter 1. Lineage: Eukaryota; Viridiplantae; Streptophyta; Magnoliopsida; Myrtales; Myrtaceae. The transcript is spliced from 2 exons. Gene Ontology annotation, molecular function: zinc ion transmembrane transporter activity. The record is from RefSeq and is a predicted model, not a curated record. Gene Ontology annotation, cellular component: plasma membrane. Bases 109 to 1230 code for a protein of 373 amino acids. Gene Ontology annotation, biological process: zinc ion transmembrane transport.
AGCAUAACUCACUCGGAGACCCUUAAAUACAUACUCCCGACUCCCGAAGCAGUAGUACUGUCAUUUCUGUCUCCAAACCAGAAAAGAAACCAGAGAGAAGAAGACGCGAUGAUGACGACGAUGAUGAUGAAGCUCAAGUUCUCGUGCAUCUUCUUGUUGUUUGCGCUCCUCGUCCUGCUUGCUCCAUCUGCCGAGUGCAGGUGCGACAGCUCGACCGAAACCCAGUUCCCUGAUCUCGAGAAAUCUUACGGUAGCGCUAAGCACCAAGCUCUCAAGUACAAGCUGGCGGCCAUCUUCUCCAUCCUCGCCGCCAGCUUCCUCGGCGUAUCGCUUCCUAUUCUAGGGAAGAAGCUCCCCUCCCUCCACCCCGACAACCCCAUCUUCUUCCUCGUCAAGUCCUUCGCCGCCGGCGUCAUCCUCUCCACGGCCUUCGUCCACAUCCUCCCCGACGCCUUCGCCAGCCUCGCCAGCCCCGCCCUCGCCGACACCCCCUGGCACAACUUCCCCUUCGCUGGGUUCAUCGCCAUGCUCGCGGCGAUCGGGACGAUGAUGGUCGACACCUUCGCGACCAGCUACUUCGAGCGGUCGCAUUUCGGGAAGGCGGCCGACGAGGUGCUGCAGCCGCCGGCGGCUGCGGCGGGGAAGGGGGAUGAGGAGAUGGACAUGCACGAGGGGCACGUGCACGUGCACACCCAUGCGACUCAUGGACAUGCGCACGGCUCCGCCCACGACUCCAAGUCCUCACAGCUCACAAGGCAUCGCAUCAUUUCUCAGGUACUGGAAUUGGGGGUGGUGGUCCAUUCAGUGAUAAUAGGAGUAUCACUAGGAGCAUCUGAGAGUCCUAGAACCAUCAAGCCUCUCGUUGCAGCAUUAACCUUUCACCAGUUAUUUGAAGGCAUCGGACUUGGAGGGUGCAUUUCUCAGGCGAAGUUCAAGUCCCGGAAAAUAGUGGCGAUGAUGGCGUUCUUCUGUCUCACGACGCCAGUAGGAAUUGGAGUGGGAAUGGGUAUGUCAAGCAUAUAUGGGGAGGGCAAGCCGAGCGCCCUCAUCGUGGAAGGGUCGCUCAACUCUGCAUCGGCUGGGAUACUGACUUACAUGGCACUCGUGGAUCUGAUUGCAGCCGAUUACAUGAACCCCAUCAUGCUCCAGAAUCUCAAGCUCCAGAUGGGUGCAAAUCUCUCCCUCCUCUUGGGCUCUGCCUCCAUGUCUCUCUUGGCCACCUGGGCAUAGAACAUGGCAAAUGCAUCUGUCUUUGUUUGUCCAAAUAAGACCCUGCAAUCUUUUUGUACAAUUUUUCAAGGUCUUUCCUCUAUUCCAUCCACAAAGAUUUACAUAGUAGUUUUCUUUC